Molecule: messenger RNA, 4790 nt
Organism: Paramuricea clavata
Lineage: Eukaryota; Metazoa; Cnidaria; Anthozoa; Malacalcyonacea; Plexauridae
Source: the annotation of a GenBank genome assembly
AUGUUUGAGCCAUGUAAAGAUCCAUCGAGCGUCAUUUCUGCGUGUUCGGGUUCGUUAGGCUAUAAGAUACCAGAUUUCAGCAACUACUAUCCAAGCAUUCCCGACCUUUCAGAAACCUGGAAAAUAAUACUUUCGGUGAUAAGUGAUUUUCAUUCGUGGAGUGAGAGAUGCAGUAAAGACGUGACAAAAUUCUUUUGUAAAGCAGCGUACCCAUUUCGUUGUAAAGACGCAUAUGUCGAGGUUGAUGGCAAGGAGAUAGCAGCUACGUGCGAUGAAGCCAAGAAGAACUGUUCUAGUUCUGGUUCUGGUUCUGGUUCUGACCUGAUUCUUCGGGAUUCGUUGUUAAAUUGCUCUCGUUACGCAAAUAUUUUUGACCUGCCGCACAAAUUCCUGCUAAAGUUGACUUGCAAUGUUUUCCCUGUUGUCAAAAAUGACACUUAUUCUUGCGAGGAUAACUACAAGGUGGGUUAAAAUAGUUUUUUUAUAAGAUUCGCCAGACAAUACAAAUUUAUAACAUAAUGUCUAAUGACAGAACCCAGAAAUAAUUUCAAAGCUGAUGUCGAAAUAACCUUUGUACAGAGCUAGUCUGAAGUAAUUGAGAAAUAACUUAGUUAAUAGUUAACAAAUAUUCACCCAAGUAGAAGAUAAUAUCCUUAUACUGUUCACCGGCACUGACAGAGUUAGCAGAGUCAUAUUGUAAUGGCACAAAAAAGACUAAAAUGGUUUCAAAUUCAAUAAAAAUUCAUUGUGUUAGCUUAACUUAUACGGCACUGCAGGUCUGCAUUCACAACACAAUAGUGAGCCUCGCAUGGCUUAAAUAAUCGCAUAUAGAAGGGCUAUGGCUACAAAAACAGUUGUUUAAAGUGUCCCUGUCACAAAAUGAGAGUUUAUAUUUUCGAAAUCUACGAUACAAAAUAUAUGGAAAUUCGAAAACAGAAUCGAAAUUUCUUUUUUAGUGUAAAAGUUAUUGCCGUUUAAACAUUGAAUUCGGCCUUGUGAAAAAUCUGAAAACCGCGCAAAAGAGACUGGGACGAAACAAUGCGUGUGACGUAAUAGCAGGAAUUCGUCUAGCUCACUAAUAUUGACAUACUAUUGCAUGUACCAUCAUAUAGAGGAGGCAAUAGCCAAAUAAAAGUCACGAAAAUGAAAAAUUGCCGAAUAGAUGUGUAGUAGGCGGUUGUUCUAAUAUCACAGAUACCGACGAAAUUGGUUUCGUUGCAAUUCCAGAAUAUACAAAUACUUGUCGACGACAAACCUUUUGUCUGCGCGAGCCAAGAGAAUGGUAUAUGUAUAAUAGCUGCUCUAAUUUCGUUUAUCAUGCACUUGUUUGAAUAUGGUGCAAUUUUUAUUCCAAAUUCGUAUUAAAUAUAUUCUAAAUAUUCGUUUAUUCUAAAUAUAUAUAAUAUAUAUAUAUAUAUAUAUAUAUAUAUAUAUAUAUAUAUAUAUAUAUAUAUAUAUAUAUAUAUAUAUAUAUAUAUAUAUAUAUAAGUAUAUAUAUAUAUAUAUAUAUAUAUAUAUAUAUAUAUAUAUAUAUAUAUAUAUAUAUAUAUAUAUAUAUAUAUAUAUAUAUAUAUAUAUAUAUAUAUAUAUAUAUUGAAAGCUUUAUUUUCCCAAUGUAAAAACUCAUCAGGAUUCACACACAUUAAGAACUACAAAUAUACUAUUAGUAUAUUAAAUUUUCCGAAGAAUAUUAAUAUACAAAAACACCUGCUUUCCAUAACUGUCGGGUAUAGAGAUAAAAAGUUAAAAAUUGAAAAAAUAACCUGCAACCGAAUAUAAUUGGACAAUUGUUCCACAGCUCCGCUCUACUGCUAUUGUUAAACACGCGGGCUAUAUAUACCCGCAAAUUAUGAGGCGUUUUCCGUAUAUUAUACAAUUACUUUAUGGUUUCCGUGUUUGGAUGGCCUGAUCCAAACACGCGAGAAUGUUGCGAGAGUUAAGAAAAGCGCAUAAAAUAACAAAAUAACAACAAAGUUUAAAAUUCUCGAGAAGGCACAUUAAAUUUCCGUGUUUGGAUGGCCUGAUCCAAACACGGGUUUCGACCAAUCAGAGCACGCGUUAUAUAUACAUGUUAUUUUAUAAAAGGAAAUUCCUGCACCCUCUGGCAGGAAUCGAACUUCGGACCGAAGGUUCGAUUCCUGCUAGCCUUUCGCAGCUGUUCCUGGCUUAAAAAAAAAAAAAUAUAUAUAUAUAUAUAUAUAUAUAUAUAUAUAUAUAUAUAUAUAUAUAUAUAUAUAUAUAUAUAUAUAUAUAUAUAUAUAUAUAUAGCUACUCUUCCGUUUGAAAUUCCCAUCUACAAAAUACUUCAACUGUUAGUUCCAUCGAGCGAGAUGCUCAAUUAAAAUCUAUGGCAUAUUAAUUAAAAAGCCUCUGCAAAGGAUUAUUAAAAUAAUUUGACCUUUGGACUCUUGUGACGGCAAGUGACACUGUAAUUUACAAGGUAAGAGCUAUGAUACACACAGGUCACAGCUACUGUAAUUAAUUUUACUUUAUUCACUGUUUCUCAAUUUAUUGCUUUCUAAUUAUUUAUUGGUUACAUCUUAAUUUAUUACUUUUGAGUUCUGAAUUUUGCAGAAUCUCGAAGUCACUUUUUGUCGAUGAGUUUGUUAGGGCAUGCCGCCGUCAAUAUUUGUUGUAAUUCAGAAUAUAUAGCAAUUUAAUACUCAACACUAGUAACUAGUUUCCGAGCUUCGCCUUGCUUUGGGAAACAUGGCCGGUAAAAUGCGGAGAAGGGUAAUACGACAGAUACCACCUGUGGUGGUAUAUUUUGCUUGAUUAAUUGCAAUGUUAAUUUCAUCGAAGAUGGCCAAAAUCGCUUUGAGGGCAAGCAAGCUGUUCCUAUAACUAGGCCCUGUAUCAACCACAAAAAAAAUGGAACAGCCUUCCAAUCGAGUUGUAGCCUGCGUAGCAGUCGCUUUAUUAUACGGGUAGUAUUCAGUAGCUAUUUCAAUACUCAACUUUUUAUUACACGGCACUAAUGACAAGCAUGCAGUGUUAAGUGUUUUAUAUUAAUAUUCUUUUGUAAUUUUUAGCGUGGGUAAUAUUUUGAACUGUGUCUGUAAUUUCGUAACUUGUAAACAUGUAUACAGUGUGUCCCAAAAAAAGGCUACCCUUUGAAGUCAAGCGCUAGUGCCGCAUGUUCGAAUUUGAAUGCUUUAACUCCCUAUAAUGAGCCCUGGAAUGCGUAAAACGUUAUAGCAGAGCAUUUUUAUGCAUGCAUUGCAAAUUAAUUGAAAUUUGUUCCGCUAAAAUAACACAGAAUGGAAUAUUCGCGUUAAAUAUUGAAGGAGCAGACAAUCUUUUGUUUAAACGUUAUUUCAAAUUCUAAAGGUCUCCUUUUUCUAAUAUAUGCACUCCAUCAAUAUUUCACGCACUACAGUUCAGCCUAUGUGCAAUUGAAAUGGCAUUCAAAUUUUAACAAUAUGCUUGAUUUCUAAAGGUCUCCUUUUUUAUACACCCUGUAUAACGUUUUACGCAUUCCAGGGCUCAUUAGGGAGUUAAAGCAUUCAAAUUCGAACAUGCGGCACUAGCGCUUGACUUCAAAGGGUAGCCUUUUUUUGGGGACACACUGUAUGUGUUAAUAUUACCUGAUGAGUUUUACCGUGGGUAAAUAAAUCAUGUUCCUUGAAUCCCGAGGGAUCGAGCAUAUACAUACCGCCCAUUAGUGCUGUCACGGAAACAUAAUGCAUGACUAUAUUUUUGUGAUAACUGGGGAAUAUAUGUCCAUAUAUAGUUAUAUGGACAAUAGUGUGGAAUAUAUUAACACAUACAGGGUGUAUCAAAAAAAGCGCAACCUCGGAAUUUCCCAAGAAAUCGAUAUUGUUUUAAAGACAAAAGAUUUUAGGCGCCUGGGAAUUUAAAAUAGCACAACUGUCAAAAUUACUGCACACGCGAGUGCAUAAAGCAAAAUUUAUGCAUUUAUUUAAUCACAACAACAGUAAUAUGAUCUAUUAGCAAUUCGAUUUCAAUUCCCAGCGACCUAAACUCUUUUAUGCUUAAGAAUUGCACCGUGAUUUCUUAGGAAAUUCCGAGGUUGCGUUUUUUUUUAUACACCCUGUACAGAUUAAUAAUUAUGCAAAACAAGAUUGAUUGCAAUCACAUUGUGGACAAUAUAUAAGUAGAAGCGUCGUUGCACCAGCUGAUAGCAGUUUCAAUUCAGACAACAAGGUGUGUCAAACCGGCAUUGACCAAAACACACUAGCUGAGUGUUCCAACGUCUUCUCAGAAGGCAUAUCGACCAUUUCAACACAAACAUGUAUUCGAUCAUCAGUUCAGUGGUAAUCCUUUACAUUUGUUUCGCAGUCGAUACAACCUUGGCGGCAGAAAACGCUUACAUCGUGGUUGAGCUGCCAUAUAUUCCAUGUAAAGAUCCAUCGAGCGCCAUUUCUACGUGUUCGGGUUCGUUAGGCUACAAGAUACCAGAUUUCAGCAACUUUCCAAAUCCCCCCGAUCUUUCAACAGUCAGGAACAAUAUUCCUUCCAUUGUCAGUGUUUUUGGUUUACAUGGCGAGAAAUGCAGUAAAGCCGGAACGAAAUACUUUUGCCAAAUAGCAUAUCCAUUUCGUUGCAAAGAUGCGUAUGUCGAGAUUGAUCUCAAGGAGUUAGAAGCUUCAUGUGACGAAGGCAGAAAAGGCUGUUCCAGUUUAAACGCGACUUAUCGGGACUCGUUGUUCAAUUGCUCUAGCUUUGCCAAUGAUACCAACUUGCAAACGAAAUUUCCACGAAAGCUGGCUUGCAACGUUUUCCCUAUUCUCAAAAAUGACCCUUAUUCUUGCGAAGCUAACUAUAAG